Phytophthora sojae is the source of this 207-nucleotide messenger RNA. RefSeq lists its product as hypothetical. Bases 1 to 207 code for a protein of 68 amino acids. The transcript has a single exon. Lineage: Eukaryota; Oomycota; Peronosporomycetes; Peronosporales; Peronosporaceae. The record is from RefSeq and is a predicted model, not a curated record.
AUGAUUUUUUUAAGAAGCGCCUUAUACUUAUUGACAUUGUACUGUUGGAUCUUUACCGAUACAUUGGCGAUGUAUUUGAACAUAUCCGUAAGCAAUGCUUUUGGGUCAUCAUUUACAAAGCAACAUACCUCCUCAGUUAAACUAUCGGCUAUUGAUACUGACACAGGAAUGUGCUCGUUAGUAAAGACAGUGCUUUUACCGUGUUGA